CUUGCAGUUCCACAAUUCGAAGCAUGACUGGAAAAAUCCAUUAGGCUUUCGGUCGGUGGAAGGUCUAGUUCCGACUGUAUAUGCACUGCACCGCGGUGGAAUGAAUCAAGACACCGUAUAAUAUAUACGCAUAUACUGCAUGCGAUUGCUCCAAAAACCAACCGAAUAUAUGUACUCGUCGUACUCGUAUCCGUAUCUCGCAGAUACGCGUCAAACGUUUGUUCGUGCUGAGUGCUGCGCGUCGACUGAAGCGAAAAUACAAAAGCGGCCGCCUUCGAGAGUGAAAUAUAAAAUUUAGAAAUCGAAUUUGCUCUUCACGAACCGCCGAGCGGGCUGCAAGCUUGGAAGAAAAAUACAGAGUGUGUGUGUGAUAAAAACACACAAAGCGGCCACAUGACAACUCGGCGUUGUAUCUUUAUCUUCUGGCAAAAGGGGGUUGGGUCGGUCGCCGAUCGGUGGACCUGAUAACAGUCAGGUACAUACUCAUGUAUCUACAUAUUGACCGCACUUCCUCCGUUUAUCUAACCGCCUCGCCUCCUGGUUGUUGCCCAUGUCUUGCGUAUUUAUAGCCCGAAUUUGUUUACAACAAUCCCAAAGUCCGUUCGUCAGCCGGCAUUUCAAAGAAUGCCGCCCACACAGCCAAAAACGAGAGGAGAGAAAAAGCGCCGAAAACUUUUGCGUUAGUGGUGGGACUGUUAAUGCUAGCGCACGGCCUGGACUCUCAAACAUAUCGAAACGCUAUCGUUUUGUGCCAGAUAUCGAUUAUUUUUACAGUUUUGGUGAGCGGUAACACUAGCAUACAGAGCUUAUUCCUAUGCGACUGCAGAUGGCGCCACUGUGGAAGAUCAUGAAAGGCGCGAUGUAAAAAGUCUACAUGCAAAUGAUGACAUUGGCGGCUACUAUCACAGCGCCUCGGGCACUCCGGACAACACGGUGCGAGGUCGCUACGGUUCGCGGAGUCCGGCGAGCGGGCAGAUCGAGGAGACGGUCUACACAGCCGGACCACGUGGAUUUCGCGUGAACGGACCGAAAAUCCAUCGGAAAAUGGACCUGGCUCAGUAUCCGGUACUGCCGCGGGGAAGUCCGGACGAUCCGCUGGCCGAUCCCUUCGACGAUCCAUCCUACAGCUUUAGUUUUCGCACUCCGGAUCAGUCGCGCAGCGAGGAGAAUGAUUCCGGGAAUAGGAUAAGAGGUCUGUACUCCUAUUUGGACGACGUGGGCGAGCGGCACAGUGUUCGUUAUGCAGCUGGAGCCGGAACCGGAUUCGAGAUCUCCAACGCUGUGCCGGACAGCCCAUCUGUUGUGGCGUACUCCAGUCCUCUGUACACGUCCCAUCCCAAAGCACGCGGCAAGAUGUCUGUGCAAAGGGGGCCGGCUGGAAGCUAUAAGCUGAUCGCCUCAGGUUCGGAUCACCGACGGGCAGAAAGUCGAGCACCCGAUGGCCUGGUGCGAGGAACCUACUCCUUCCUGGACGACAAGGGCGUGCAGCGGACAGUGGAGUAUAUAGCUGGAGCAGGAAUUGGCUACCGGGUGGUGCAAAAUCGGAUUGGUCCUGGAACCCAUAACAAUCCCUCUGUGGCUGAUUUUCGUUUGACAGAUCCAGAUUUCCGACUGGCUAAUGAUUUUGGCAGGGGUGCUGGUGGUGGCUUAGGUCCGAAGGGAGGUGGUGGUGGAUCAGGUGGGGGAAGUGUUUCGGUAGGAGCUUCGGGGCCAAGUGGUGGUGCAGGUGGAGCGGGAAGGGGCCGUACUCCAAGCAGACCCGGAGGCAAAGAUUACCUAAAGCCGGCUGAUGGAGCAAGAGAUAGGAAUCGUGGAGAUGGUGAUGCUGGGGCAGCUGAUGAAAAUCUGGGACACCAUGCUGAUGACCAAGGGGAUGACAUUGGGCUUGGCAGCAGCUCCUCUGGUUCCACCAACUUUAAUGGCAAAGAAGACAGAAGAGGGUUCCCUGCGGGUAGUCCGCAACGGGGCAGUACUAGAUACGAUGCCGGAGGUGACAGCUCUCAGAGAGGUGGUUCAGGUAGCUCCACGAGAAACAAUGUUAGUGGGUCCCGAAACAGAAACCGAUUCGGCGGCGUUGGUGGAGUAAGUGUCUCCUCUGAGCGGGGAGCAGGAAGGGGAGGUGCUGCCGGUGGUGGAAGCAGUCGUCGAGGAGGUGGAGCUGGAGCCUCCAGGGAAGGCGACUCCGGCCUGGGCUACCUGCCGCCCACAGGUGGAUCGGGCACCAGUGCCAUGAGCGGACCCGGGGACAAUUACCACCUCAACGAUGACGAUGUGGGCAGUUCACUGCCUCCUCUGGUCACCGCCAACCACCGAAUUCUAGAGAUCGACAGGGAUCGGGAGUGGGUGCAGCGACACCGCGACUCCACCGUCAUCAAGAACGUGGGUAAAUGGUACGUGGGCCUGCCGCCUGGUCAAAGUGUGCGUGCCCAUGUCCAGAACAUCGACAUAAUACCCUUGGGCGGAAGGAUCGGACUUUCGCCGUCGGAGGCACUGCGUCAGGAUGAGAUCGCCGAGCUGAAUGCCUCAAGGGAGCACUAAGCACCCAUUGGAUCUGUAGAUCUGUAGUUUGUAGUGCGUAGCUCUAAGUGAUCAGUGUUGAGUAACCGAAACUGGGUUGACUCCACAUGGAAACUAAAACAGUAUUUAAAGCGGAAUACAUUUUUUGCCUGUAUCUGU
Messenger RNA from Drosophila melanogaster (fruit fly), 2676 nucleotides. It is a transcript of the gene Cpr73D, whose product is annotated as cuticular protein 73D. Gene Ontology annotation, molecular function: structural constituent of chitin-based cuticle; structural constituent of cuticle. The record is from RefSeq and is marked reviewed. Bases 1045 to 2538 code for a protein of 497 amino acids. Gene Ontology annotation, cellular component: chitin-based extracellular matrix. The transcript is spliced from 5 exons. NCBI's taxonomy places the organism in Eukaryota, Metazoa, Arthropoda, Insecta, Diptera, Drosophilidae.